This is a messenger RNA of Lymnaea stagnalis (great pond snail), 753 nucleotides long. NCBI's taxonomy places the organism in Eukaryota, Metazoa, Mollusca, Gastropoda, Lymnaeidae. The record is from the annotation of a GenBank genome assembly.
ACGUCUACGACACCGGCAGAUGUUUCCCACGUGACCUCCAUCAUCAUCACGAGAAUGCACCCGGAGACAAGAGUGAACGUUACCGUAGCAACCGUCUCUUCUUUCGACCCACCAACCGCUAAAGUUGACCUGGGCAAGAUCUCAGUCACCGGCAGCACCAACCCAACCUCUGGCAACGGGGAGAAGGGAUUUUUGGAGCUCACCUGGGACCACCCGUUGGAAGACCAAGAUGGCGUUUACAUCUGCGAGAUCUACGCUCUGAACGCGCUUCUACACCCCGAGUCAGUGACGGUGUCGACACAGGUCAAAACUGCGGCCGCCACCUUGACUGACCUCGUCAGGUACAUUUCAGAUAACGACAGACACAUAGAGACUCUUCAGGCUCGCGUCCAUCAGCUGGAAGGCUAUAUCUCUUCCUGGGAGUUGAAAGGACAAAAUCAGACUGAGGAUCUGGUCCAAAAGUUUCAGAUGCUGAGCGGGGACAUCCAGCGGUUGGAGAUCAUCACCGGAAACUUAACCGGUCAAAACAUCCAAACCGGAAAUGUUACAUGCACCAGUGGCACAGCCGUUAAUAUCAAGUUUCAGAAAAGCUAGGAAUCCGUUCCUGAUGUAUUUUUAGCCUUUACUGGCUACUCUAGCAGAAGCUACGACGUUGCAUUAACCAAAUCAUCAGUGAGCACUGACGGCUUUCAAUUACGUUGUGCAUCAAGUUCAUCUUACUCUUACAGUAUUUCCUGGAUGGCAAUAGACAAC